This is a messenger RNA of Pygocentrus nattereri (red-bellied piranha), 2189 nucleotides long. RefSeq names its product HNF1 homeobox a (gene hnf1a). Gene Ontology annotation, molecular function: RNA polymerase II cis-regulatory region sequence-specific DNA binding; DNA-binding transcription factor activity, RNA polymerase II-specific. The record is from RefSeq and is a predicted model, not a curated record. Gene Ontology annotation, biological process: regulation of transcription by RNA polymerase II; pancreas development; liver development. Gene Ontology annotation, cellular component: nucleus. The coding region runs from base 193 to 1914 and encodes 573 amino acids. The transcript is spliced from 11 exons. Lineage: Eukaryota; Metazoa; Chordata; Actinopteri; Characiformes; Serrasalmidae.
AAAAAAAUCACAUUUGAAAGCAAAAACAGCAGCAGGUUUGCGGGCAGAGACGGAGAAGGCCGAGAGGACGUGGACACGAGCUGUUUGGACGAUUAUUUAUGGGCAAACUGACCGCACUGAGGGACAAAAGCUGAUAUCUAGAGCCGGGAGAACCUCACAGCUCUUAAGGCGCACCGUCCAGCAGCGAAGACAAUGGAGUCCAGCGAAAGAGCGAUGGACGGAGGAGAAGAGCGAAAGUCAACAGGAAGCGUCCGCAGACUCUCGGCCUUACAGGAGCAGCUGGUGUGGUCACUUUUGGGCUCCGGGCUGACCAGAGAGGUGCUGGUGCAGGCCAUGGGCGAGCUGGAGCGAGAGAGAGAGCGAGCUGGGGCUGACCGGAGUGACCGUGCGGAUGGAGAGAGCUCGGAGGAGGGCGAGAUGGACUAUCCUCCACCAAUCUUCAGGGACCUGGAGAAGCUACCGCCGCAGGAAGCUGCCAGACAGAGAGCAGAAGUGGACCAGCUGCUGCAGGAGGACCCGUGGCAUGUGGCUAAGAUAGUAAAGAGCUACAUGCAGCAGCACAAUCUCCCUCAGAGAGAGGUGGUGGAGUCCACAGGCCUCAACCAGUCCCACCUGUCCCAACACCUGAACAAAGGUACGCCCAUGAAGAACCAGAAACGAGCCGCCCUCUACAGCUGGUACGUCAAGAAACAGGACGAGAUCAGCAAACAGUUUACGAACGCGAGUCGGGGUGUGUUGUCAGGCGAGGAGGUGGGGGAGGAGGGCAGGAAGGGGCGGAGGAACCGGUUUAAAUGGGGUCCGGCGUCCCAGCAGAUCCUGUUCCAGGCCUACGAGCGACAGAAGAACCCCAGCAAGGAGGAGAGAGAGGGGCUGGUGGAGGAGUGCAACCGAGCGGAGUGUCUGCAGAGGGGCGUGGCUCCGUCCCAGCUGGCCGGUUUGGGCUCUAAUCUGGUCACUGAGGUUCGAGUCUAUAACUGGUUCGCUAACCGCCGUAAAGAAGAAGCUUUCCGCCACAAACUGGCUCUGGACACGCCAUACAGCAGCCAAUCAGCAGCCAGUGCUGCACAGACGCUCCAACCCAGCCCCACACAGGGUCUGAAGUUCUCUCAGUCUGCGAUAUGUGAGAGUUUGGGGUCAGUGAGGAGCGUCAGUUCAGACCGGGCCGGUGGGGGUCACCUGGUGGCGAGUCCGGUCCAGCUGGAGCCCAGCCACACCCUGCUGGACUCACCACACCAGAAAACAUCUCUCUGUCAGGUAUCUCUAGGGGGCUCUCUCCCGCCUGUUAGCACCCUUACCUCUCUGCACGGUGUGUCCGGCUCCGGUUCUCCGCAGGGCCUCAUCAUGGCCUCGUUACCCAGCGUCAUGAGUCUGGGAGAUUCAUCGCUGCUGAUAGGUCUGACGUCCACUCAGCCGCAGACCGUCCCCGUAAUCAACAACGUAGGGGGCGGGUUCACCACGCUUCAGCCAAUCUCCUUCCAGCAGCAGCUUCACACCUCGCCGCAGCAGCCAAUCACGCAGCAGCUGCAGGGCCACAUCGGGCCGAGCCCCUUCAUGGCCACCAUGACACAGUUGCCCUGCCACAUGUACAGUAAGACAGAUCUGGCCUCGUACCCGUCCUCCAGUCUCCUGUCCCAGGCUAUGGUCAUCGCCGACAGCAACAGCAUAGGAACCCUCGCAAGCCUCACCACCGUCCGACAGAAUCUCAGCUCAGAUCCUGAAGACCACACAGACAGACACAUACAGGAGGAGUCACUACACCUGCAGCCCAGCUCACCUGUACCAGUGUCGUCAGGCAGUUUGGAGCUUUACUCCCAAACUCAGUCAGGAGAUUCUCACACCUCUCACCUGCUCGCCUCACCACCGGGAGACAUCGACCCCUACAUCCCCUCCCAGAUGGUCUCCACCGCACAAUAACAGCAGCAACAGCAGCAAACCGUGACUCAUAAAUGACGUCUUUAAUGAACACGUGAAACUUUUGAGACUUGCUGCCUGUGUUUUGUUAAGAAAGCACUGUUUGAUCUGAGACGAUGGGGAGGAAUGUCUGAUAUUCAGCAGGGAUCCCGCUGAUAACAGCUUAAUUAUCCAGUUAAUCUGAACGGAUAUCAGAAAAAAAGCUUCUUUCAUUUAAAGAGUCCAUAUCAUGGACACCCAUAUAGCCCUGAUUUUUAAAAAUAAAAAUACUAUGUAAA